AUAUCUGCCUACUAGCAUGAAAAGGCCAAUCAUCCUUAAAUUUUCACGAUCAACCCUCAGCGCCUCAUCUUCUCCCUCAUCAAUGGCGCUUCGUAAGUUACUCUCGAAGCGUCUUUCCGAUACUUACAGACUCGCCUCACCGGCGGUGACUCUACAGAACUCGCCUAUUUCCUGCCCUCCCAAUCUCCAAGUCACACAACUACUAAAUGCAGCCAAAACCGAUUACCUGAGCUCGCCGGAAUUAUCCGAGAAAGGUUUUUCCAGGAGAUUCCUUCAUCGGAAAUCCGUAAACCAGUUGCCUGAGUUCCUUUCCAUACCGGUCGGUGAGAAGCUGAGGGAAAAGCUCAAAGGAAUUAACAUUACCGGAGAACGGCUCAGACUGGAUGGACUCGUACCUCCGCGGCAGGAAACGGUUGGCAAAGAUCCUAAUAGGUUUGAAAUCACGAUUAUUGGUGCGAGGAAAAUUCUGAAGCUCUCUCAGUUGGAGAGGCUAAGAGCAAAGUUCAGGGAGAUGCCAAACAGCUCAAUUUCGUAUUCGGAGUUCGUUCAGAUGUGUGUUGAGGAGUGUGGAGACGAAAAUCAAGGUAUCGAGUUUGCCAAGGCGCUGGACCGGUCCGGAAACGUCAUCGUUUUGGGGAAUAUUGUGUUCCUCCGGCCCGAACAGAUGGCCAAAUCAAUGGAGAAUCUAAUCUCUCAAUCCAUAUCAACUCCUAAUGACCCAAGAAGAAAAGAACUGGAACAAAUGGAGCAGCAAAAGGCUGUAAUAGACCAAAAGGCCAGAGCCCAAGUUCAGGGUGAGCUUUAUUGUGGACUAGGCUUUCUAAUGGUGCAAACACUUGGGUUCAUGAGGCUCACAUUCUGGGAGCUCAGCUGGGAUGUUAUGGAACCCAUAUGCUUCUUUGUCACUUCUCUUCACUUUGCACUUGCCUAUGCUUUCUUUCUCAGGACAUCCGUUGAGCCGUCUUUUGAAGGCUACUUCCAGAGAAGGUUCAAGACCAAGCAGAAGAAACUAAUGGAAGCCCACAGCUUUGAUUUGGAAAAAUAUAAGCAGCUUCAGACAUUGUUUUAUCCUCACUUGGUUUAUGGGUGUGCUCAUUCGAAACAUUACAAGACAUUGUAACAGAGAUGAGGAAGCAUUUCCUAGACCCAUGCACCACUGCAAUUAAUUUGUAAAUUUAUAGCAAUAAACAGUACAAAGAGAGUGAAAUUUUUUUAUGAUGAACAUAGAUGGAUUAGAGUAGUUUUUGAUA
This is a messenger RNA of Manihot esculenta (cassava), 1250 nucleotides long. RefSeq names its product calcium uniporter protein 4, mitochondrial. Gene Ontology annotation, cellular component: uniplex complex; mitochondrial inner membrane. Gene Ontology annotation, biological process: mitochondrial calcium ion homeostasis; calcium import into the mitochondrion. The record is from RefSeq and is a predicted model, not a curated record. The transcript has 2 exons. Gene Ontology annotation, molecular function: uniporter activity; calcium channel activity. Lineage: Eukaryota; Viridiplantae; Streptophyta; Magnoliopsida; Malpighiales; Euphorbiaceae. The coding region runs from base 17 to 1120 and encodes 367 amino acids.